AUGCAAAAAUUGUUAUUACUCCUUUUGUCGCUGUGUGCUGGCUAUCUGGUGACACAUAGUGGUGCAUUUGGUAACAGAAAGCUGUGUGGUAUUCAGCUUGUGGAAGCACUGCUGCUCGUCUGUGGUGAUAAAGGAUUAUUUUACCAGCCUGGCAGGCGGGUCAGAGAACACCAUAUACGCAUCGUUAUGAGGAACAGCGUCCCCUUACGGCGACAGUCUGCACUGCAGAGGGGAAAGCGAAACGCAUAUGCCAUACGCGAAGUUACAAAAAGAGGCAUCGUAGAGCAGUGUUGUCAUUUAUACUGUGACUUUUAUGAUUUAGAGAAUUACUGUAAUAUAUAGAGAAUCUACAUAUCUGUUUAUAAUCUGUUAACAGUGAUUACAUCGAAAUUGCCAACACCAUUACAUUAACGUUUAGUCUACACUGCAUUGGGAAAUUAUUUGAAUAAGAUAAAAUGACAGCUAACUAACCUUAUGUAUGGAAUUGAAUGAAGGGUUACAUGAAAUGUUUACAAUAAAUUGAUUUGCAAUCGAUAAAAAAAUAUAUAGCUGGAUUCUUUAAGUCAUUUGGUAUUGCA
This is a messenger RNA of Paramisgurnus dabryanus, 578 nucleotides long. RefSeq names its product insulin. NCBI's taxonomy places the organism in Eukaryota, Metazoa, Chordata, Actinopteri, Cypriniformes, Cobitidae. Gene Ontology annotation, molecular function: hormone activity. The record is from RefSeq and is a predicted model, not a curated record. Gene Ontology annotation, cellular component: extracellular region.